This is a messenger RNA of Fusarium graminearum PH-1, 1263 nucleotides long. RefSeq lists its product as uncharacterized. The record is from RefSeq and is a predicted model, not a curated record. Bases 1 to 1263 code for a protein of 420 amino acids. Lineage: Eukaryota; Fungi; Ascomycota; Sordariomycetes; Hypocreales; Nectriaceae. Gene Ontology annotation, molecular function: N-acetyltransferase activity. The transcript is spliced from 3 exons.
AUGAACCGCUUUCGCAAGAACAAGAACCCACAGAAGCCUGGGGAAGUGAAGGGUUCCAAUCAGCUGGGCAUUCACUGCGCAUCUAUGUUGGGUUCUACCACCGAAUCAAUAUUCGAGAAUAAAUUCGAGCACGCAAUCGCCAGCGCUAUUGUGCAGCAUCCCCUUUUCACCGUCGGCCGAAUUAAUGAAGCAUCAAAGAAGCAAUACUGGGUCCGAUUGGACCAUAUAGACUUCAACAAUCACAUCACAUGGCAGACAGUCUCCGAGGGAGAAGAUCACAGAAAAGCCUUUGACGCUGCUCUAAACUGGCAGGUCAAUGAACGAUAUACCGAUCUAGAGACGAGGCCGCAGUGGAGAGCAACAAUCCUUAAAUCUGCAAAAGGCGAUUUUGUCGAUGUCGUCUUUGCUUGGGAUCACACAGUUGGAGAUGGGAAAAGCGGACGAUUUUUCCAUGACAGUCUGCUCGCAUGCCUUAACCAAAAACCAGACAAUGAUACCAUCACUUUAGAUGACAGAUCUUUCAAGUUGCCAGUCACUGAGUUCACGCCCCCGCUGCAUCAUCUGCUCAAACUGCCAGUCUCGCCGAGCUUUAUCUUUUCUACCUUCAGCCAAGAUUUAUUCCCGCAGUCUAAAUCCGAUAAGCCACCUCACACAGCCAACUGGGCACCGAUCAAGAUGGAGCCAUUCGAGUCUCGCCUCAAAUCAACCACUCUUCUAAACGAUGUCUUGAAGCCAGUGCUAGACGCUUGUCGCAAGAAGGAAACGACAUUGACUGCGCUUUUGCAUAGCCUCAUCUCUGUAUCAAUGGCAACUCGAAUUGCCGAAGAUGAGGCUCGGGCGUUUGAGUGCGGGACACCUAUUUGCUUAAGACAGUUCCAGAAACCAGGAAUGUCAAAAGUGGACUUGAAAAAGACAGCUAUUAAUGGUGUAGUGUAUUGGCCCUACAAGUUUGAGCCAGGUCUCGUCGCGACAAUCAGACAGCAGGUCAGCGAUGCCCAAUCAAACCAGGAGCUGAACAAAAGGAUCGAAGACACAGUGUGGUCUGUGGCCAAGUCGAUAAGAAAAGGAUUGUCCGCCAAGUUGAAGCUGGGCGCCAAAAAUGAUACACUCGGUCUUGCAAAGUUUAUCACUGACUGGAAGUCGUAUCUCUUGGAUCAUGCGAAAACACGUACACAUUCCUGGGAGGUUAGUAAUCUGGGGGUCAUGCAAGGAGACGUGGCGGGCAAUACGGGCACAGAAGACCAUUGGAGGAUCGAGGAAUGA